AGGCACCACAUGAGCACCUGUCCCUACCAUACCUGAUCCUCUUCAAGCCACCCAAGGGCAGAAGAGACACCCUAGAUCAGCCUCAAGUGCCUAGAGACCAGGUGACCGGACAUCUGCCCUAGCCCUGGCCCCAAGGUCUGACGUGGCGUGGCAGGGGUGCUGUGCCCCCUCCCCCCAAGCCCUCUGAGGCGCCAGAGCUUUACCUUCACAUUUUCCACUGAAGUGAUGCCAACCCUAGCCUCCCCCCUUAUUGGAUUCCUUGGCCAGGGCUCUGGGCAGCCACAGACAGGGAUGACCUCAUCGCCUAUGGGCUCCCUCCCCUGGCAGAGGUCUUAGGCAGCAGUGGGUAGUUACAAGGCAGGAGCCAUGGGAAGACCCCACCCCACCCAGAGGGAGACAAACUCCGUUUUGCUCGGCAGGUGACCAAGGACCCCUCCUAGCACUACUGGUCUCCCCCUCCCACUUCAGUAGGCAGAGCAGCCACAUUCCUGGACACACAUUCCUGGUUUCAGCCCCUGCCAGCCACCACCCUCACUCCUCCCAGGCUGGGGACUGCUGCCCAGGCGGCCACUUCCUGCAACAGUAGCCACAGGGAGGAGGGGCCCAGACAUAACUAGCACAGCUGGGUGCCAGCAGCCCCUCAGCAAGACCCCUUGGGUGCUGUCCCCCUGCACCUGUCCAUAUCAGCCCUUUCCAACAAGUUCAUCCCCCAAAAUACCCUGUACCCUUGCUGAGUGCUCUCCACCUAGGGGGCCACUUCCAAACUGGAGGGAUGGGGAAGUGCCGAUCGUAUUAUCCACGUGUCGUGUGCGCUGGCACGGAGGAGCCCCACAGAGCUCACAGCAGGGAUGAGGGUGGGUCCCCUCAGGCAGGAUGGGUCAAAGGGGGAAGUCUGUGGCACAAGGCACAGGCCAUACAGUCAGGUCAGGUCAUUCCAACCCCACACACCCAUCUCUAGACUGCCACUGCUGGACUCAUCCGCGCGCGCGCGCACACACACACACACACACACACACACACGGCCUGGCACAACAAAAGACCCAAGUGCACAUGGAAGGAGAGUCAGACAGGGUGUGGCCAAGCACUCGGGGCCAGGGCAGCUGGGUGAACUUAGGCAUGCCAGGGGAGAAAGCCUCUUGAUUCCUAAUUUAUCCUCUUCCUUCCUGCAGAAUGAGUAGAAUGGGCACCAUGGUCUUGGGGCAUCAGUAGCACCCCAGAAACUCCCCAGCCAGAAAGAUGCUCAGGACCCCCUAGGCACAGCUAUUAAAAGGGAAAAGGUGCACAGGCUCCGCAUAAACUCCUCCAGGCCAGGGAGGGAGGCGGAGGCCAGGCGCGGGGGAGGAGCCGACUGCUAUAAAGGCACUGCUCUGCUGGCGGCCCCACUCCAGUCCGAACACAUGUGCCCGCCUCGCCCGGCAGCCGCCACCGCGGGGCGCAGCGGAGACCCCUGGCCCGGCGGCCUGUGGGGGCCUCAAGAGGCGGCAUGAGCAGCGCACCGUGGAGCUGACGCCGCGCCCCCUGCCCGGCUCAUGUCCUUCGCCAUGCUGCGCUCAGCGCCGCCGGGCCGCUACCUGUACCCUGAGGUGAGCCCGCUGUCGGAGGAUGAGGACCGCGGAAGUGAGAGCUCGGGCUCCGACGAAAAACCCUGCCGUGUGCAUGCAGCGCGCUGCGGCCUCCAGGGCGCCCGGCGGCGGGCGGGAGGACGGAGGGCCGCGGGGAGCGGGCCGGGACCCGGGGGGCGGCCAGGCCGCGAGCCCCGGCAGCGGCACACGGCGAAUGCGCGCGAGCGGGACCGCACCAACAGCGUGAACACGGCCUUCACCGCGCUGCGCACACUCAUCCCCACCGAGCCAGCAGAUCGCAAGCUCUCCAAGAUCGAGACGCUGCGCCUGGCUUCCAGCUACAUUUCUCACCUGGGCAACGUGUUGCUGGUGGGUGAGGCCUGCGGCGACGGGCAACCAUGCCACUCGGGACCCGCUUUCUUCCACAGCGGUCGUGCGGGCAGUCCCCUGCCACCGCCACCACAACCACCACCUCUGGCCCGAGACGGAGGCGAGAACACCCAGCCCAAACAGAUCUGCACCUUCUGCCUCAGCAACCAGAGAAAGUUGAGCAAAGACCGGGACAGAAAGACGGCGAUUCGAAGUUAGAAGGAGGAGGGUCCACAGCGGCCAAGAGGUGAUGCCACUAGUGAAGGUGGAUGCCACUGAAGAGCCACGGAGAGCCCCACCUCGGACCUGAGCUGAGCACAGGUCCCCAAGAGCACGCUCACCAGGCCAGCCCUGCCCCAGCUAUGAGCAGGGCCUACGGACAGACAGAUGGACAGGCGGGCUAUGGCUUGACUCUAACUAGCCCAACACUUACCCAGGCCCACUGGAACUUUCCAUGCUGACUCCCUACCUGGGCCAAGUGUUGGCAUCUUGUGUCUUUAAUAUGAUAAUAUAAAGUCUGAAAAUUUUGUAUAAUUAAAAAGGAAA
Peromyscus leucopus (white-footed mouse) is the source of this 2477-nucleotide messenger RNA. RefSeq names its product scleraxis bHLH transcription factor (gene Scx). The record is from RefSeq and is a predicted model, not a curated record. Gene Ontology annotation, molecular function: RNA polymerase II transcription regulatory region sequence-specific DNA binding; DNA-binding transcription factor activity, RNA polymerase II-specific; protein dimerization activity. The transcript is spliced from 2 exons. Lineage: Eukaryota; Metazoa; Chordata; Mammalia; Rodentia; Cricetidae. Bases 1530 to 2150 code for a protein of 206 amino acids. Gene Ontology annotation, biological process: developmental process; regulation of transcription by RNA polymerase II.